This is a messenger RNA of Cottoperca gobio, 2103 nucleotides long. It is a transcript of the gene pofut1, whose product is annotated as protein O-fucosyltransferase 1. Gene Ontology annotation, cellular component: endoplasmic reticulum. Gene Ontology annotation, biological process: Notch signaling pathway; regulation of Notch signaling pathway; protein O-linked glycosylation via fucose. The record is from RefSeq and is a predicted model, not a curated record. The transcript is spliced from 7 exons. NCBI's taxonomy places the organism in Eukaryota, Metazoa, Chordata, Actinopteri, Perciformes, Bovichtidae. Gene Ontology annotation, molecular function: peptide-O-fucosyltransferase activity. The coding region runs from base 38 to 1225 and encodes 395 amino acids.
ACUGAAGUCCAGUGCAUUCUGGGAUAUAUGAACUACAAUGGCGGUUAAACAACAGGCGUGUUAUGCUCUUACACUGACGUCUUUACUUUUAGCACUACUACAUCAAACGUGUCGGACUUUUGCUGAAGAAUUGAAGUGGGAUCAGAAUGGCUACGUUUUGUACUGUCCGUGCAUGGGUCGCUUUGGAAACCAGGCAGAUCACUUCCUGGGAUCUCUGGCCUUUGCAAAGAUGUUGAACCGAACCCUGGCAGUCCCUCCCUGGAUAGUGUACCGACACCACGCAGCCCCUUACGCCAAUGUCCAUGUCCCCUACAGUGAGUUCUUCCAGCUGGAGGCUUUGUCUGCCUUCCACCGUGUGGUCAGUUUGGGGGACUUCAUGGAGAAGCUGGCUCCUAAAAACUGGCCCUCCGGACAAAGGAAAGCCUACUGCUUUGAGACGGCAGCACAGCGGAGUGCAGACAAGAAAUCCUGCCCCAUGAAGGAUGGGAACCCCUUUGGUCCGUUCUGGGACUAUGUCGGUGUGGAAUUUGACACGUCUGUCUUGUUUGGUGGCAUUUCUUUUAGCGCCCACCACCAACCUCUGUGGAUGAAGAAGUUCCCUGCCUCUGAGCACCCGGUCCUGGCACUGCCCGGGGCUCCUGCCCAGUUCCCAGUGACAGAGGAGCAUGUGGGCCUGCAGCGCUACGUGGUGUGGUCAGACAACAUGGUAGAGGAGGGAGAAAAGCACAUCGCUACUCUGCUGACUAGGCCGUACGUUGGCAUUCACUUGAGGAUUGGCAUUGACUGGCAAAAUGCCUGCAAAAUGCUGAAGAAUGGUGAAGCAGGGCCUCACUUCAUGGCCUCUCCUCAGUGUGUCGGCUACAACCGCCUGACAGCUUUGCCUCUAACAAUGACUAUGUGCCUUCCUGACCUGGCAGAGAUCCGCAGGGCCGUAAAGCUGUGGGUGAAGAAGACCUCUGCCCGCUCUGUCUACAUCGCCACUGACUCAGAAUCCCACAGUAUGGAAAUUGAAAAGCUCUUUGAGGGUCAGGUGAAAGUGGUGAGUCUUCAGCCAGACUCGGCCCAAACGGACCUGUACAUCUUAGGCCAAGCCGAGCACUUCAUCGGCAACUGUGUCUCCUCCUUUUCCGCCUUUGUGAAGAGACAGCGGGACGUCCAUGGCCUCCCAUCCUCCUUCUUUGGCAUGGACAAGCCUGGGAAAUUAAAUCCCAAAGAAGAACUCUGAGCACUCGGGGUCACAUGGUCGUCCUGGAGGACUGUAAUGAGGAGGAGCAUGUGGAAGGCAGAGAAUAUUUAUAUGUGAUGCGAUGGUUCUGGAAGGCCGGUCCUAUUUUAGAAUAGGUUUUAAUCUGUGAGGAAGCAGGAAGAGCUUAUAAAAUAUAAUGCAGUCGGUCAGUAGUGUCUGUGAAAUGUGCGGUAUGGACACUGCUGCUUCCAAGAAAAACUAUAUUUGUUUGUAUUUUGUAUUUGUACCUGCUCAAAAUUUGACUUUGAUCUGCUUGUAUUUACUAUAUUCAAGCACUGAACACACAGUUUCCUUAACAUUUCCUUCAGCUACUGCCAUACUGUCUGUGGCUAUAGUGUCUGUGUGCUUUGCCAUCCAGACAUAUUAGCAAGUCCUCUGGUGACCUCAGUGAACCCUGGAAAAGACUGCAGUGCCAGCGAUCAUGUUCUCCCUCUCUCUUUUGCCCGCUUCUCUUUCUCUCCCCACCUUUCCAUCCCUCCAUGUCUUUUCCAGCUUGCUCUUUCCUUUCCUCUCUGCCCUACAUUCCAAGGAGAGCACAGUAACUGAUAUUCCUGUACAUACUAAUUAUAGGGAGGAAAAUUCCACCUCCCAAUUUACCAGGACCAAAACACUGAAUAAAUGUGUGGAACCCUGUAGUGAAUGUUGUGGGGACAGUGUUACUAUUCAUUGAAUGUGAACAAAUAUUUCAGGGAUGAUUUAGGAAGACAAAAGAGGGGAUUUGCACAGGUUGAAUUGAACAAGAGUGGGGAAUGUGUGGCAAGCUAAUUGUGUUCCUCUGCAGUAAAUGCAAUUAUUUUAAAGUCGAAUGUUUUCUAUAAUGUUUUUCACCAAUAAAGUGACACAUUUUUUUAAAGAAC